AAAAAUAGGUGUAAAGGACAAGAAGCAGCAGAACAGGGCAAGAACCUUGAAGUUAAAAUCAGUAAGGAGCAGCGUACGCAUCGAGGGAUCGAGAAAGGGUACCAGAUGCCGAUGGUCUCGCGGUGUUGAAGCGCGAUACGGCAUUCCAGUGUAGGAAAGCGGCCAAGAUAACGCUGACAGCGGUACAGGAGCUGCACCUCGCAGUAAAACCAGAAUUCCCGUCCAGAAAGAAAUCGCUGUGGAAGUAGCAAACAGUUUCGGGCCCUUUAUCCCUUCUACCUACGGCGCAGCACCUGCUCACUUCCUAAUCGCGACCCGAAACGUCUCCAGUGCCAUGCCCAGAGCACGGCAAUUCUCCCGCGUUCAGUUCCAUGUAGAAGCCCCCCUCGGGCACGGGCAAGCCAUCUUCGUGACCGGAAGCGGGCCUGCCCUGGGCGACAAUGAUGCGCUGAGCGGCGUGGCGCUGUAUACCACCCCUGCGGAGUACCCGCGGUGGAGCUCGGACUGGGUGUCGGUGCCCAACGACACGGACUUGACCUACAAGUACGCCAUCUUCGAAGGGGAGGUAUUCUCCCACUGGGAGCCUGCCGGCACUGGCAAAGACGGCACGCGCACCAUGCACAUCACCAAGGACCAGGUCAUUACCGAUGUGCUCGGGGUGCUCCCCUCCCCCCGCGCCUCUCCACCCCUCCCUCCUGUACCCCUGCCCCGGAGCGCCGCUGCCUUAGCCGCCGCCGCCGCCACGGUAGAGAGAAAAGAGAAAGGGGUGCAAUGGGAAGAAGGGACGGCGAAACAGGUGGAGGAAGACCUGCGUCGGUUUGAUUUCGCGGAGGAAACGCUGGAGGGGGAGGUUGGGGGGGAAGGGGGUGAGCCGCCAUCGAAGGUUGUGAUCAACCGGGAGGACGCCGAGGCGACGGCCUCUUCUUUGGGAGAUGCGCCCAUCGACGUGAAGAGCUUCACGCCGCACACGUCCAUGAAGAGCGUGUCGCUGCGCUUGGGGAGGGAGGAUUCGUUGAAAGGAGGGGGAAGGAAAGGGUCGAGGGACGGUACGGCGUCGCAGGCGGGAGGUGGGGGCGGCGGCGCGGCCGUCGCUUACAAGAGAGGAAGGGGAGGGAGUGCGAGUGCGGCGCAGGCCUUCUUGGACCCCGACGAGGUGUCUAUCUCUCCCUCGGAUGGGGUGGUGGUGGUGAGCUACUUCCUUCCGCUGAUUGUGUCGCGGGCGCCGUCCUUGCCCGAGGGGGAAACGGAAACAGCGUCGAGAAUAAAGAAGCGGUCCGGAGACGCCGGGUUGCCCGGUGUUCGGGUGGACGAGGGCGGGGAAGAGGAAGAGGAGGAGGAGGGGGCCAGGGACUGGAUCAUCGCGUGGGACACCGAAAACUUGCUCUCGCUGCGAACCAGGCUCCGGGUCACGUGGGUGGGGACUGUCCGUCUGCCCGCCGAGAUCGGGGGGAAACUGAACCGUGAGGAACAAGAAAGCUUAGCCCGUGCCCUCCGCAAGUUCGACUGCGUCCCCGUCUUUAUCGACCCGGAGAUCCACGACAAGUUCUACAACACCUUCUGCAAGGGUACGCUUUGGCCGGUCUUCCACCACAUUUUGGACGUGUACGGCUCGCGCCCCACGCGUUUCUGGGACCAGAAAACCCAGGACUCGGUGUGGCACUCCUACUCCCACGUGAACAUGCGGUUCCGGGACAAGGUGGUGGAGGUUUACAACGAGGGAGACCUGAUCUGGAUCCAUGGAUUCCACCUGCUGGUCCUCCCCUCCUUCAUUACCAAGUCCCUGCCCACCGCCAAGACGGGCCUCUUCUUGCACACGCCUUUUCCCUCCUCCGAGAUCUUCCGGACGCUCUCUGUCCGCGAAGACUUGUUGCGCGGGAUGUUGAACGCCGAUCACAUCGGGUUCCACCUGUACGAGUACGCCCGGCACUUCGUCACCUGCGUCCGGCGCAUAUUGGGUGUGACGUACGAUAUGGAAGGGGGGCAAAUGGCUGUGCAUUACAACGGGCGGACCGUGGCGAUCUCCUCCAUCCACGUGGGGGUGGACAGCGCGGCCAUCCGGCACUUGAUGCUCGCAGAGCCAGAGAUGCAGCUGGAGGUGGACAAGCUUAGACAGCAGUUCGCUGGAAGGAAGGUGAUUUUGGGCAUCGACCGGCUGGAGCGGAUUCGUGGCAUUCCCCUAAAGCUCCUGGCUUUUGAGAGGUUUCUGGCUACGCACCCAGAAUGGAAGGGCAAGGUGGUGCUCUUCCAAGUGGGAAUAACGGCCAGCGAACGUGGAGAGGACUACCCCCGGACCAAGCGGGAGGUGCGGCAAAUGGUGACGUCCAUCAAUGCGGCCCAUGCCGACCUGCCCGCCCCGCCCGUGGUCUUCAUCGAGCGAAACGAGCGGCAGAUGCGGCUUCAGGACCGGAUGCCUCUCUUGGCCAUGGCGGACGUAUUCAUCGUCACGAGCCCCCGGGACGGAUUGAACCGAAUGCCCCUCGAGUUUGUGGCGGCGCAGGCGGUAGUGGUGGGAGGGAAGGAGGGGGGUUCUGCGAGCAGCAGUCGCCGCUCGAGCCAAGUGGACUUGACCGCAGAGGGGGCGGCCAAAGGGACAGUAGAAUGCCCGCCGCCAACAGAGGAGGAUACACCCCUCCCGGGGGUCUUGAUCCUGAGCGAGUUCGUGUCGUGCACGCGCGUCCUGCUGGGGGCCAUGUUCGUGAACCCGUGGCAGAUCGAGGGGACCGGCGAGCUGAUGGCGCGGGCCUUGGGCAUGUCGGCGGAGGAGCGACUGGCCCGGCACGCCCGGGACUGGCGCUUUGUCAACUCUCAAACCGUCUUGCAGUGGGCGUACCAGAUCCUGAUGGACGUGAAACGCGUGAAAAAGGACGUGGACCGGUCUUUUUACUCGGGCGUGGGCCUCGGCUUGCACUACCGGGUAUUGGGGAUGGACAAGGGCUUUCACCCCCUCCGCGUUGAGGACGUGGCACGCGCGUACCGGCAGAGCACGCACCGUGUCAUCAUGCUAGACUACGGGGGCACGCUCGUGAGUGGGAGCGAGAAGAAGGAGAACGUUCAGUACUACGCGGUCAGCAACAAGCUGGCCCAUCGUAAGGGUCCAAGCAAGCACCUUCUUUCCAUCUUGCGCGAUCUCUGCAACGAUUUCAAGAACGCCUGCUUUGUGGUCACGGGCAUGGAGCGACAAGCUUUGGAGCAAGGCUUCGGAGAGGUGGAGAAUCUAGGUCUGGGCGCGGAACACGGUUUCUUCUACAAAAUGCCCCACGCCCACCACCCCCCCAACCACUCCCCCACCGUGGGAGGGGGUUGGGAAAUGAUGCUGCCCUCCUUUGACUCCUCUUGGAUGGAGCUGACCCAAGCUAUCAUGGACGUGUACGUGAAGAGGACCCACGGCACCUACAUCGAACAGAAAGGGAGCGCUCUGCUCUGGCAGUACAGGGACGCGGAUCCCGAGUUCGGGCACAUGCAGAGCAAGGAGUUGGAGGAUCACUUGAGCGGCGUCUUGCGGGGGGCGGGCGUGGAAAUCUUGCGCGGGGAAAACAAGGCUUUGCAAGGAGGGUACCUGGAAGUGCGGCCGGAGGGGGUGCACAAGGGCAGUUUCUUGGAAAAAGUCCUGGGGGAGAUGGCUGAGCACGGCAAAGUGGUGGAUUUCCUUUUGGUGGUGGGAGACGAUGCUAGCGAUGAGAGUAUGUUCACCGCCGCCGCAGACUACGCCGCCAAUUUCCCCCCUAACGCGGUCGCGGCCUUCAGCUGUACCGUCGGGAAGAAACCUAGCCAGGCCCGUUCCUUUUUGAAUGACGUGGACGAAGUGCACGAUCUGCUAGGCUCGAUCGCCCGGUGCUCGCGGAUCACACGGCCCACCAGCCGGGGCUUCAUGUCUAGCGUCGACCUACGGCAGCUUGUGAGCGGUUGUGAGUCGAGCGCGGACGCAGAAGAGGAGCCAGGGCGGCCUGUGUUGACCAAGAGUUUGACGACCAGCUCCGUGGGUGUGGCGAGCAUGAAGAAGAAUUUCUCGCUCGGGGACCUGGCUGGCGGCCGCCGAGCGCGAGAAGGGAGGGACCUUACAGGGGAGCAGCCUGCGCCGGAGUUGCUGCAGAGCCCGUCGGCGUCGGCGAUGACGUGGGCCACCUACAUAGAGACGAUCAAGGAGGGCAAUGAGGAUGACGGUGUCUUCUUCUGA
This is a messenger RNA of Nannochloropsis gaditana CCMP526, 4174 nucleotides long. It is a transcript of the gene OTSA, whose product is annotated as alpha,alpha-trehalose-phosphate synthase (UDP-forming). Gene Ontology annotation, cellular component: cytosol. Gene Ontology annotation, biological process: trehalose biosynthetic process. Gene Ontology annotation, molecular function: starch binding; catalytic activity. The record is from RefSeq and is a predicted model, not a curated record. The coding region runs from base 335 to 4174 and encodes 1279 amino acids. The transcript is spliced from 4 exons.